This is a messenger RNA of Colletotrichum truncatum, 150 nucleotides long. The record is from RefSeq and is a predicted model, not a curated record. Lineage: Eukaryota; Fungi; Ascomycota; Sordariomycetes; Glomerellales; Glomerellaceae.
AUGCCCGCUAAGGGUCUUUCAUACGCCAGUCACGGGCUCUUGAGCACCUCGACAAAACGCUCGACAAACCCUAUGAGCAUGAACGGCGGCAAAACUCGACCGAGUGGUUGCGCCGAUCAGGGUCCUACUUCCAGCGUACCGCUCACCUGA